Messenger RNA from Vigna radiata var. radiata (mung bean), 2155 nucleotides. RefSeq names its product probable polyamine oxidase 4. Gene Ontology annotation, cellular component: peroxisome. Bases 439 to 1917 code for a protein of 492 amino acids. Gene Ontology annotation, molecular function: polyamine oxidase activity. The transcript is spliced from 10 exons. Lineage: Eukaryota; Viridiplantae; Streptophyta; Magnoliopsida; Fabales; Fabaceae. The record is from RefSeq and is a predicted model, not a curated record. Gene Ontology annotation, biological process: polyamine catabolic process.
CAGGAAUCAUCAUCUGCUAUUCCAUUCAUUCAAUCUUCCAGAGAGACAGAAGGAGAGAGAGAGAGAAGGAGAGAGAACGAGAGAGAGAAAGGGUUUGUUCGAUCCCGUGUAAGCGAUCGAAUUGGAAAUCGGAAUUUUGGUUGCGCAUAAAUCGAAUUUCUUAUGCAAGGAAGGUUCUCGGGUUGGAUUUUGAUAGGAAGAAUUGUAAGAUUAUGAUAUUUUUUGAGAAGCUACGUUUUUCUCCUCACCUUAGCCGCUACAUUGCGGGCAUCCUCUUGUUAAUCUUCUGCAAUUCCUUCCAGUUAGUCUCCAAUUUCCCCAUUCCUAUACACCCUUGAUUCUGCAACAAAACUGCGAAACACCACACUCUCCGACCUGAUCCGAUCCGAUACCCAUUCUAAAACUCCCUUUCUCUCGUUUUCAAUUCGCUCCAAGCAAAUGGAUCCUAAUCAACUCUUCUCCUCGCAUUUCCUCGAUGGUACUAUUUCUUCACGUGUUGAGAACCAAAACAGAACUCACCCAUCUGUUAUUGUGAUUGGUGCUGGAAUAUCUGGAAUUGCUGCAGCUCGAAGUCUAUACGAUGCAUCUUUUAAGGUGACUGUACUGGAGUCACGAGAUAGGCUUGGUGGUCGCAUUCAUACGGACUUCUCAUUUGGUUGUCCAGUUGACAUGGGAGCCUCAUGGCUACAUGGAGUUUGUAAUGAAAAUCCAUUGGCUCCAUUAAUACGUGGCCUGGGGCUUCCUUUAUAUCGUACCAGUGGUGACAAUUCUGUCCUAUAUGACCAUGAUUUGGAAAGUUAUAUGCUUUUUAACAUCGACGGUAAGCAAGUUCCCCAACAGUUGGUCAUUGAAGUUGGAGACACCUUUAAGAAAAUUCUGGAAAAAACAGCGAAAGUGAGGGAUGAGCAUCCCGAGGACAUUUCAGUUUCCCAAGCUAUUUCAGUUGUGCUAGAUAGGCAUCCAGAACUAAGGCAAAAAGGACUUGCCCAUGAAGUGAUGCAAUGGUUUAUAUGCAGAAUGGAAGCUUGGUUUGCUGCUGAUGCAGAUAUGAUUUCACUGAAAACCUGGGAUCAGGAACAUGUCCUCUCGGGUGGUCAUGGACUCAUGGUACAAGGAUAUGAUCCUGUUAUAAAAGCUCUUGCAAAAAAUGUUGACAUACGUUUGAACCACAGGGUGAAAAAAAUAUCCAGUGGUUACGACAAGGUAAUGGUCACGGUCGAGGAUGGCAGGAACUUUGUUGCUGAUGCUGCCAUCAUAACUGUUCCUAUUGGAAUCCUGAAGGCCAAUUUAAUCGAAUUUGAACCAAAACUUCCUGAUUGGAAGGUUUCAGCAAUUUCCGAUCUUGGUGUGGGCAACGAAAAUAAGAUUGCACUAAGAUUUGACAAAGUAUUUUGGCCUAAUGUAGAACUCCUGGGCACAGUUGCUCCAACCUCUUAUGCCUGUGGCUAUUUUCUCAAUCUUCACAAAGCAACUGGUCAUCCCGUUCUUGUCUAUAUGGUAGCUGGAAGGUUUGCUUAUGACAUUGAGAAACUAUCUGAUGAGGCAGCAGCAAAAUUUGUAAUGCAACAACUGAAGAAGAUGUUUCCAAAAGCUUCUGAGCCGGUUCAGUAUCUGGUUUCUCGAUGGGGAACAGAUCCAGACUCUCUUGGAUGUUACUCAUAUGAUUUAGUUGGAAAACCAAUUGAUGUUUAUGACAAGCUUCGUGCACCCUUGGGCAAUCUAUUCUUUGGGGGAGAAGCUGUAAGCUUGGACAACCAGGGAUCUGUGCAUGGAGCCUACUCUGCUGGGGUUAUGGCUGCAGAAAAUUGUGAGAAAUAUCUUUUAGAGAAACAAGGCCCCGUGGAAAAGCUGCGUCUAGCUUCUGUUACACAUGAAAUGCUUGAAGCUCUUGUACCUCUUCAGAUUUCAAGGAUGUGAUUUGUUUUUUCUCAGUUAGUUUAAGCAGCCACUUGGUCAUUAUGAAGAAUAAUUCGUAAGUAGCACCAGGUCUUCUUAUCGUGGAAUCGAAUAGCUUUGUUCACCUUUUUUUCUUUAGGCGCAGAACAUGUAAGACCAUAUCACUCUUGUGAUCCCGACAAUUAAUGUGGGUAUGUCCUACUUUUAGGUAGCUUCUCAACAUUUUCCUUAAUCAACGUCUUGUUUCUUUCUCCUUUCU